UCCUCUCGCGUGAGUAUUAUUUCCGGCAGUAGUUAUAAUCUUAGGAAAAUAAUUCUGACAUAAAGCGUGAAAUAACGUUAACACACCACGUUUAGCUUUCAUCUGUCACCUCGAGGUUAGGAUGGUCGAAGACAAAAACUACGAAUUGGGCAGUAGGAUCGAGUGUGACGGCUCUUUGGGUACCCUGAGAUAUGUUGGGCCAGUAGGCGACACGAAAGGUGAAUGGCUGGGAAUAGACUGGGAUGAUCCAUCACGUGGAAAGCACAACGGCACAUACGAGGGUGUUAAGUACUUUACAACUUGGCACCCGACAUCAGGCUCAUUUAUUCGCCACGGUAAAGCAAAUUUUGGGAUCUCUUGUCCUCACGCAAUUAAAUCUCGUUAUGGUUUGAUCAAUGACGAUUUGGCGGGCAUCGAUAGGGAGAACUUAACGAGUCUGCAAAAGGAGAUAAAUGCACCGUUUCUAGAGAUGGUUGGUUUUUCAAAGGUUAAUAAGAAACAAAGCAAAUUCGAUCAACUAGAAAUAAUAUGGCUGCGAGACCAAUCGGUUAGCAAUGCAGGAAACCCAGUAGAACUGGAGACAUUGUGUCCAAGAUUGAAGGAGCUCGACAUUUCUAGAAAUUUAAUUAAUUCUUGGAAAGUUAUAUCUGACAUUUGCAUUCAGCUUCGUUCUCUCACAAGGCUCAAUGUUAGCGAAAACAAACUGCCGUGCGAUAUUGAAGUGGAGGAAUUUAAAAAAUCGUUUACAAAUGUUACCCACUUAACGAUGGCAAGGAUGAAUUAUAAUUGGGCAGAUGUGCAACGAUGCAUUGAAAUGUUUCCAGCAAUAAGAGAACUUUCGAUUUCUUUCAACAUUGUAAAUACAAUAGAAAGACCGCCAGAUUGUUCAAACAUAAUGAAACUCAGAGCCCUAACUCUUGAGGGAAAUUUAAUCGAAAAUUGGAAUGAAAUAUUGAAAUUAGGCUCACUUCCUUGCUUGGAAUAUCUAAAUGUCAAUGAAAAUAGAAUAAAAGUUGUAAGUUUUCCGACAGACAAGUCAAUGACCAAGACAAGCUUAUUUGCCAAUCUUAGGCAGUUGCAUAUAUCUAAAAACGACAUAUCAGAGUGGCGAUCCAUCAGCGAGUUGGAUAAGCUUGUGAGUCUUGAAGACUUGAAAUUUCGGGACAAUCCGAUUCUGAAGUGUGGAACUCCUGAGACCACACGCCAGCUAAUUAUUGCCAGAAUAUCAAAGCUUAAAUAUUUAAACGGCACCGAAGUUUGGCAUGAUGAAAGGACUGGUGCUGAAUAUGAUUACUUGAAAUUAUUCGGAAAACAGUGGCUUGAUACUGAAAGCAUUCCAGAAAAAAGACUAGAAUUCAUAACUGAACACCCUCAAUAUCCUUCAUUAAUUAAAAAAUAUGGAUUACCAGACGUUCAUGUGCCAAAAUUGAACGCCGGAAUGGGAUCAAAUGUAAUAUCUGUGGAGUUUAUUUGUCCGGAUGAUCCGAAUCAGCCGCAGAAAAUUAAAAGAAAGCUGCUCAAGGAUAUGGAAGUCCAAAAGGUCGUUGGAAUUGUACAACGAUUGUUUAAAACUAGUGGAAAAAUUCCCACUCUAUCUUUUGUGCAGCGGACGCUGUCCAGCAACGAAAUAAAAUUAGACAAACCGCUACAAAAUUUGAGCUAUUUUUCCAUCCAAGACGGUGACCAGAUUCUUGUCAGAUGGUGACAUAUGUAUAUUAUAUACAUCAUGCAUAGAUUAAUAUAAAAGUAUUUUCGAUACUGUUAAAAUUCCAACAUCGUACUAUAUGAUCGUGAAAUUAAAUUAGUGCAGUUACACUGUGACCUCAAAUUGUGUUCAUUUUUAUUUCUCGAUUUCGCUUCACUCAGUCUUUAACAUUUAUGCUUAUAUUUGCUUUUUGGUUUUGUUUCUGCACUCUUGAUUAUAAUACAGAAUAUAAAUCGGUGAUGUAUGUGAUAUGAAUUCUGUUAAGCAAUGUAUGUUAUCGUCUCACUGUGAAAUCAUCUACUUAUAUUGUAUUCACUGAGCGAUCAUUUUCUUCAGACUUUUCUGUUUGAUAGCUAGGGCGACUUAUUUUUCUUAAUUAACGUUGCGAAUUUGGAAAUCCUAUUUAGGUUACAACAUGUAACCAAGUUCGAAAUGAUAAUGCAAUUAACGUGCUUUAUUGAAUGCUAAUAAUCCUGUGAACUGAAACUGUGAAUUAUUUAAGGAAGCUUUUUUAAUAAAAAAAAUAAAAAAAUGAAAUGAAA
Messenger RNA from Diprion similis, 2247 nucleotides. RefSeq names its product tubulin-specific chaperone E (gene Tbce). The record is from RefSeq and is a predicted model, not a curated record. Gene Ontology annotation, cellular component: cytoplasm. Gene Ontology annotation, molecular function: protein binding. Lineage: Eukaryota; Metazoa; Arthropoda; Insecta; Hymenoptera; Diprionidae. The coding region runs from base 122 to 1705 and encodes 527 amino acids. The transcript is spliced from 8 exons.